Lingula anatina is the source of this 1837-nucleotide messenger RNA. Its product is annotated as muskelin. The record is from RefSeq and is a predicted model, not a curated record. Gene Ontology annotation, cellular component: cytoplasm. NCBI's taxonomy places the organism in Eukaryota, Metazoa, Brachiopoda, Lingulata, Lingulida, Lingulidae. Gene Ontology annotation, molecular function: protein binding.
UUCAUGGUAGUCGUGGAAGAUGGCGGCCAAAAGUGGGACUUUGAAAUAUUCAGUGUACAAAUGGUCAAGUUUUUCCUCGAGCUAUUUGCCAGAAAACAUUCUCUGUGAUAACCCCACCGACCAGUCUUCAAGAUGGUCUUCAGACUCAAACAACCCACCACAGUAUUUGACACUCAAGCUAGAAAGGCCUGCCAUUGUAGAAGGUGUUAUAUUUGGAAAGUACGAAAAGACUCAUGUGUGCAACCUUAAGAAGUUCAAAGUCUAUGGUGGUUUGAAUGAUGAAAAUAUGGUAGAACUAUUAGAAAGUGGGCUGAAGAAUGACCAUGUGUCAGAAAUUUUUCCACUAAGAAAUGAAAUUGAUGGAAACCACUUUCCAUGUAGAUAUAUAAAAAUAGUUCCCAUACAGUCGUGGGGGCCCAGCUUCAACUUCAGUAUUUGGUACGUCAGUCUCACAGGAAUAGACGACCCUGCCACUGUCAAACCAUGUAUGAACUGGUACAAUACAUACAGGGAAAGGGAGGCUAUCAGGUUGUGUCUGAAGCACUUUCGACAGCACCACUACACGGAAGCAUAUGAAGCACUUCAGAAGAAGACCAAGGUUGCCCUUGAGCACCCUGCACUCACUGAGCUACAUAACACCCUGGUGAUCUCGGGUGAAUUUGAUGCUUGUGAAAAACUGGUAGAUAACGCUGGGGAAGAGGGCUGGUUCAACCAUUUUAUCAGCCAGCAAGACUACAGACCCAGGUGGACGGCCAUCGAGCCUGCCAAUCACUCCAGUGUGAACAAUGUUGCAGACACCAGAGACACCAGGCCAGGGAUGAGGGGAGGUCACCAGAUGGCCAUUGAUGUCCACACAGAUACCAUCUAUUUAUAUGGAGGCUGGGACGGAAACCAGGACCUCUCUGACUUCUGGGCUUACAAUGUUCCUAGUCAGGAGUGGACCUGUUUGUCUAAAAAUACACUGGAGGAGGGAGGUCCCAGUGCUCGUUCUUGCCACAAAAUGUGUCUAGAUCACGAAAGGAAACAGAUAUACACGCUGGGGAGGUACCUGGACUCCAGCAUGAGAACACCAGAGAACCUGAAAAGUGAUUUUUAUGUUUACGACAUUGACACUGGCAAAUGGACACUAAUCACAGAGGACACUUUCUCCAUGGGGGGUCCAAAGCUUGUGUUUGACCACCAAAUGGCCAUGGAUAUUGAAAAACAGACCCUCUAUGUCUUUGGUGGCAGAGUGCUUUCUAAUUUCCAGUACAGGGAAAGGGAGGCUAUCAGGUUGUGUCUGAAGCACUUUCGACAGCACCACUACACGGAAGCAUAUGAAGCACUUCAGAAGAAGACCAAGGUUGCCCUUGAGCACCCUGCACUCACUGAGUUACAUAACACCCUGGUGAUCUCGGGGGAAUUUGAUGCUUGUGAAAAACUGGUAGAUAACGCUGGGGAAGAGGGCUGGUUCAACCAUUUUAUCAGCCAGCAAGACUACAGACCCAGGUGGACGGCCAUCGAGCCUGCCAAUCACUCCAGUGUGAACAAUGUGGCAGACACCAGGGACACCAGGCCAGGGAUGAGGGGAGGUCACCAGAUGGCCAUUGAUGUCCACACAGAUACCAUCUAUUUAUAUGGAGGCUGGGACGGAAACCAGGACCUCUCUGACUUCUGGGCUUACAAUGUUCCUAGUCAGGAGUGGACCUGUUUGUCUAAAAAUACACUGGAAGAGGGAGGUCCCAGUGCUCGUUCUUGCCAUAAAAUGUGUCUAGAUCACGAAAGGAAACAGAUCUACACGCUGGGGAGGUACCUGGACUCCAGCAUGAGAACACCAGAGAACCUGAAAGGUUGCUGA